Cucurbita pepo subsp. pepo (vegetable marrow) is the source of this 910-nucleotide messenger RNA. Its product is annotated as outer envelope pore protein 24, chloroplastic. The record is from RefSeq and is a predicted model, not a curated record. Lineage: Eukaryota; Viridiplantae; Streptophyta; Magnoliopsida; Cucurbitales; Cucurbitaceae. Gene Ontology annotation, molecular function: voltage-gated monoatomic cation channel activity. Gene Ontology annotation, biological process: regulation of monoatomic ion transmembrane transport.
UUUUUCAUUUUCUAUUUUGCUGAUUUGGUGGGAGAAGGUCAAAGCCGAGGCAACAGCUUUCUCUGGACAGGGUUAGACCUCGCUUAUCUCCGCCGCUAACGAUGAAGGCAACCCUGAAGACUAAGUACGACGUAGACAAAAGCGGCGCCGUCUCGACUUUGGCCAUUAACGCCGGCGAUGUCAAGCUCCGUGCUUCUAUCACUGACGCUACAAUCAUCAACGGCCCUAGUUUAAAUGGCCUUGCUCUUGGUGUCGAGAAACCUGGCUUCUUCAUGGUCGACUACAAUGUUCCCAAAAAGGAUUUGCGCUUUCAGUUUAUGAAUACUGUGAAGGUAGUAGAGAAGCCUUUGAAUUUGACUUACAUCCAUAGUUGGGGCGACAACAGAACAGUUCUGGACGGGACCUUAGUCUUUGAUUCAGCUAACAAGGUCUCUGCUAAUCACGCUCUUGGCUCUGGAAAUUGUAAAUUGAAGUACAGCUACGUGCACGAGGGGGUGACCACUUUUGAACCUUCUUAUGACGUUGCAAAGAAUUCGUGGGACUUCUCUGUAUCAAGGAAGGUUUAUGGCGACGAUGUACUCAAGGGUACGUACCAGACUACAACCAAGGCACUGGGACUAGAAUGGACAAGGAAUUUGAAGUCAAGCGGAAAUUUCAAGAUUGUAGCAUCAGUCAAUCUGGGAGAUGAACCAAAAAGGCCAAAAGUAACAGCAGAGUCGACAUGGAACUUCGAAGUGUAAUUUUCAAACCAAUCUUUGCUUUAAAUUCCUGUUUGUGAUUCAUCGUGGACAUGGAGUUUCCUAAAUACAUUGAUGUUUGAGUCUCGUAAUGUUUUGUGCACUGAAAAUGAACGCACCAUUGCAUCAAAAACCUCACUGAUCAUAAGAAGUAAGAACUUUCCCAGUUACGC